This is a messenger RNA of Orycteropus afer afer, 1517 nucleotides long. It is a transcript of the gene TFAP2C, whose product is annotated as transcription factor AP-2 gamma. NCBI's taxonomy places the organism in Eukaryota, Metazoa, Chordata, Mammalia, Tubulidentata, Orycteropodidae. Gene Ontology annotation, molecular function: RNA polymerase II transcription regulatory region sequence-specific DNA binding; DNA-binding transcription factor activity, RNA polymerase II-specific. The record is from RefSeq and is a predicted model, not a curated record. Gene Ontology annotation, biological process: regulation of transcription by RNA polymerase II; regulation of cell population proliferation; anatomical structure development. Gene Ontology annotation, cellular component: nucleus.
GAGCCGCAUAAGCGCGCUCAGUGACCCGGACACCAAGGCCCGCGCGCGGCGGAGGCGGCGGCAGAAGCCUGGCCACAGUGACCCGGAUUUUGGAUUUACCGCUCGGGGGGUGGGGGGAGCCUGGAUUUAACUGGCGACUGUUUUGGGGGACGCCGGAAGCCAUGUUGUGGAAAAUAACCGAUAAUGUCAAGUAUGAAGAGGACUGCGAGGAUCGCCACGACGCGAGCAGCAAUGGGAACCCGCGCCUUCCGCACCUUUCCUCAGCCGGGCAGCACCUCUACAGCCCCGCGCCGCCCCUCUCGCACGCUGGAGUCGCGGAAUACCAGCCGCCCCCGUACUUCCCGCCUCCCUACCAGCAGCUGGCGUACUCGCAGUCGGCCGACCCCUACUCGCACCUCGGAGAAGCGUACGCCGCCGCCAUCAACCCGCUGCACCAGCCUGCCCCCGCCGGCAGCCAGCAGCAGGCCUGGCCGGGCCGCCAAGGCCAGGAGGGCGCCGGCCUGCCAUCGCACCACGGGCGCCCAGCCGGCCUGCUGCCCCACCUUUCGGGGCUGGAGGGCGGCGCCGUGAGCGCCCGCAGGGAGGCCUACCGCCGUUCCGACCUGCUGCUGCCGCACGCGCACGCCCUGGAUGCCGCGGGCCUGGCCGAGAACCUGGGGCUCCAUGACAUGGCGCAGCAGAUGGAGGAGGUGCAGACUGUCGACGAGCAGCACAUGCUUUUGCACGAUCAAACGGUCAUUCGGAAAGGUCCUAUUUCAAUGACCAAGAACCCCCUGAGUCUCCCCUGUCAGAAGGAGCUGGUAGGAGCCGUGAUGAACCCCAGCGAAGUCUUCUGCUCCGUCCCGGGAAGACUGUCCCUUCUCAGCUCCACAUCAAAAUACAAAGUGACAGUGGCUGAAGUGCAGCGGCGACUGUCCCCGCCUGAAUGCUUAAAUGCCUCCCUACUGGGAGGUGUUCUCAGAAGAGCCAAGUCUAAGAAUGGGGGCCGUUCUUUGCGGGAGAAGUUGGACAAGAUUGGGUUGAACCUCCCAGCCGGCCGACGGAAAGCCGCCCAUGUGACUCUCCUGACGUCCCUAGUAGAAGGCGAAGCUGUUCAUUUGGCUCGGGACUUUGCAUACGUCUGUGAAGCCGAGUUCCCCAGUAAAUCGGUGGCCGAAUACUUGACCCGACCUCAUCUAGGAGGACGGAAUGAGAUGGCAACCCGGAAGAACAUGCUGCUGGCGGCCCAGCAAGUGUGUAAAGAGUUCACGGACCUUCUCACUCAAGACCGAACGCCCAACGGGAACAGCAGGCCCACUCCGGUCUUGGAGACCAGCAUACAGAACUACCUGUCUCAUUUCAGCUUGAUCACCCACGGGUUUGGCAGCCAGGCCAUCUGUGCCGCCAUGUCUGCCGCGCAGAACUACAUAAAAGAAGCUCUGAUGGUAAUAGACAAAUCUUACAUGAACCCUGGAGACCAGAGCCCAGCCGACUCCAACAAAGCCCUUGAGAAGAUAGAGAAGCACAGGAAAUAAGAU